Molecule: messenger RNA, 4444 nt
Organism: Contarinia nasturtii (swede midge)
Lineage: Eukaryota; Metazoa; Arthropoda; Insecta; Diptera; Cecidomyiidae
Gene: VAChT
Product: vesicular acetylcholine transporter
Exons: 2
Coding region: 591-2330 (579 amino acids)
Biological process (GO): xenobiotic transport; chemical synaptic transmission; transmembrane transport
Cellular component (GO): AP-2 adaptor complex; membrane; AP-1 adaptor complex
Molecular function (GO): acetylcholine transmembrane transporter activity; xenobiotic transmembrane transporter activity
Source: RefSeq, a predicted model, not a curated record
UUUUCAAAAUUAGGCGGAGCCAUUUUUGGUGGCUCAAAUUCACCUCAGCGAGUUAUCGCCAAUGUUCGUGGACUACUUGCGAAUCGAAUAACUGGCGCUAUUCCAGACACAGGUUGCCUGGGCGGACUUUCAAUUAUCAACAUCGUUGACACCAGCAUUGGCCAGAGUUUCCGUAGUCAUAUUGCAGCUGCUGACACAAAUCGAAGCCUUUACUGAACAACUAAUUCACUAACUCUAACUUUCACACAAUAUACAAACAAAAACAAAAAAAAUAAUCAGCUGGAAUGCCUUAAUUUAGAAACCAAAAUAAAACGAAAAACAUUUGAAGCGCAAACCAAAAAAACACGUACACAAACAUUUGACUUAGCUAACAAACAAAUUUCCAAAAAAGAAAAAAACCCAGCAAAUCAAUCAAGAAGAAGGCGACGGAACAUCAACACAUCAAGGACUGAUAGAUUUAUAGCAUUAGUGAUUUAGACGAAAUAAAAAAAAAUAUUUCAAAACAAAUAUCGAAGAAGAAGAAGAGAAGAAUAAAAAAAAACUAGCAACAUCAACAAUAACCACAACAAAUAAAACCAAAUUUAGUAAAAAUGUCGUUCACAAUACCAGUAAUAAAUCUUGAAUUCAACGAGGUUAAAGAGAUACUAUGGACAAAAAUUCAAGAGCCACAAAUUCAGCGCAAGCUGAUUUUGGUGAUAGUAUCAAUAGCGCUGCUUCUAGAUAAUAUGCUUUAUAUGGUUAUCGUACCAAUUAUACCCGAUUAUCUACGUUAUGUUGGUUCAUGGGACGACGAAGAGGAAGAUUAUUCAUCAAAUAGCACCGACAGCCUGGUUAAAAACCAUAAUCAUCACGAUGCAUCGACCGGUUUUCUAUUUGCAUCAAAAGCAAUCGUUCAACUAAUGGUCAAUCCAUUUUCCGGUGCAAUGAUCGAUCGCAUUGGCUAUGACAUCCCAAUGAUGAUUGGUUUGGUGAUUAUGUUCUUUUCAACGGCUAUGUUUGCCUGUGGCGGUAGCUACGGUACCUUAUUCUUUGCCCGUUCACUGCAAGGCGUUGGCUCAGCAUUUGCGGAUACAUCCGGUUUGGCGAUGAUUGCCGAUCGUUUUACCGAAGAAAAUGAACGAUCCCGUGCACUCGGCAUUGCAUUAGCAUUUAUAAGUUUUGGUUGUUUAGUUGCACCACCAUUUGGCGGUGCAUUGUAUCAAUUUUGCGGCAAAGCGGUUCCAUUUCUCAUUCUGGCGCUGGUUUGUGCAAUAGACGGUGCAAUGUUAUUGUUAGUGAUGAAACCGGUAAAAGAGCAAUUACGUUUGGCAAAUACAGAAGUAAAAGCACCAUCAAUACCAAUCUGGAAACUUCUAAUGGAUCCAUAUAUUGCUGUUUGUGCUGGUGCAUUAAUGAUGUCAAACGUUGCAUUGGCCUUUUUAGAACCGACCAUUUCAUCGUGGAUGGAAGAUAAUAUAACGCAAGACAAUUGGAAAAUCGGUAUGAUUUGGUUGCCAGCAUUCUUUCCGCAUGUAUUUGGUGUCAUAUUAACGGUUAAAAUGGCCAGAAAAUAUCCACAACAUCAAUGGUUAAUGGCGGCUGGUGGACUUGCACUUGAAGGAUUAUGCUGUUUUAUAAUACCAUUUUCAACAUCAUAUCAAAUGCUAAUGAUUCCAAUUUGUGGCAUUUGCUUUGGUAUUGCGCUCAUCGAUACAGCACUGUUGCCAACAUUGGGCUAUUUGGUAGACGUUCGUUAUGUAUCGGUGUACGGUAGCAUUUAUGCAAUUGCCGAUAUAUCUUAUUCGAUGGCAUAUGCGAUUGGACCAAUCAUUGCUGGUGGUGUUGUUGAAGCAAUUGGCUUUACGGCUCUAAAUUUUUUCAUUGCCUUCUCAAAUUUGCUGUAUACACCAGUGCUUAUGUAUCUCAAGCACAUUUACGAUUUUAAACCAUUCGAAAGUGAAGCAAAUAUUUUAAUGUCAGAUCCACCAAAGAAGGAAUAUCAAACGUAUUCAAUGCAAGAUCAACGACCGAUCGGUGACAAUUAUAAAAACCAUUUGGAAUAUGGUUCAGCGCAACAAGAUCCAAAUAUGGCCGAAACAAAUCUUGAUCAAGUACAAAAUGGUUAUGAUGGAUACAAUCAAGACUAUCAACAACAACAGCAAUAUCAGGCUGGUUAUCAGGAACAAUCGCAACCACAACGACCACCACCACCGCAACAACAACAGAGACAGCUUCCACAACAACCAGGUCAAUCGGGUGUAGCAAAUCCAUUUCGACAACAACAACAACAGCAACAACAGCCGAAUAUGCAAAGCAAUCGAAACGCUAAUCCUUUUAGACAAGGAAUGUAGAGUAUUUAUUUAGAAUGAGAUUUUACUAAGAAAUAUGAAAAUUAAACCCAAAAACAAACAAAAAAUUGAAAAUUAUCAUUGUUGAUUAUUAAGUAUAUGCGUUGAUUUAAUUUAAAACACACAAAACAAGAAUGAAAGGAACAAAGUAUCCUCAGAGCAUAUUCUGAUUUAUUUUAUCAAAUUUUUAUUGAAAUUUAUGUGACAAGAAACUAUUAACUAUAUAUGAUUGAGAAGAAAAAUAAAUAAUACAAAUUGUCUAUUCGGUAAAUUCAAGGUUUUUCGCAUGCAUUCAUCAAAUGAGAUAUUUUGUUGAUAUACGGCAACAAACGAAGUGACACAUGACACUCUGUUUAUAUUCUUUCCACCGGCUAAAUCGAAUCGCCAACGUUCUUAAUUUUAGUAAUGAAAUGAUGAGCGUUGGAAUCAUUUCCAUUACCCAAUUGACUUGACAACCCUCCACAACUGUUUCCAUCAAUUCGAUAAUAUAGUAUGGCGUCGAUAUGCUUCACAACUGAUAACAAUUUUGAAGCACUUCGCUUUGUAAUAUGAUACGAUGAGCCUCUACCUAAUUGCAAUUUCGUUGAUUGAUAAUCUAAGUUCGGCGCUUGUUUUUGUUCGAAAAGUGAACACAUUCCGAACAGACUUGUAUAAUUGCCAUUAAAAUAGGCAAAUAUAUGGAAUUGAAUGUUGAACUGGUUCAAAUUACAACCCUUUGACGCACACACACACUUGUUCGAUGUUUGUUAAACACGCGAAAGGGUUUUUCAUAGCGCGCGUCUCUCUUCCUUCAAUCUAAUAUUUCAAAUAAAAAUCAAAAGAGAUUCAAAUCGCCCGCCAUCAAAACAGGCAGCUCGAUGUCACCGUUCAUAGUGAAGGCUAUAAUUAAGGUGAAUCGAUUUUGAAUUUUCAUUCAACUACGCACAAAGAAAUUCUUUUUUUUAUUCAAAUCAUUACGGCGUUUGUAUGACCGACUGUCCCAACUGAAUGAAUAAUUCUGUGAUGUCACGAUUUCAAAUGAUCAAAUGGAAAAUCGAAUUUUAGAUACACCUUUCCUAUCAUAUUACAAAUUACCAUUCAAAACAACAUUUUGGGUUGAAUUUUGUCAAGUGCGGUGACUUUUUUUCCCUCGUUUACUUUUUGUUUCUUUUCGAUAAAAAAAAGAAGUUAAACUUAAAAAAGAAGAAGAAGAAGAAGAUUUUAAAUGCCUUGCCUCUGUAUCAAACAUUUUUUUUUAAUAUCCUAGCUAGGUAACGUUAAAUAAAAAUAAGCAUUAAAUCUUACCCAGCGACAGCAAGAACGAUGCAAUGAUGAACUGAACAAAUACGUAAAUUUGCAACUGUGUCGAAUCACUUCCAGAACCGCAUGCAUUUCGGUGCACGAUGAUUGUAAGGCAAGAGUUUUAUGUUUGGCAUAUUUAAUAUUAUCUAGAUAGAGAUAUUCAAAAAAACUCAAUGUUUUUCCAUCUGUAAAACGUAAAUAAUAUACAAAAUGAAUAUUUCCUCUAACAAGAAUUUGAUACUGGUGUGAAAUAGUACAGUUUGUUUGCUGUUUGCAAUCAAUACUCAACAUGAAACACUUUUCAGUAAUAAAAAAACACACGUAGAAACAAAAUACCGAUCGAUAUUUAAAUAAACGAAUGCAAACCCAAAUUGAAUAGAAAGAACAUAAAUAAAUUUGAGAAAUAAAUGAAAUCAUUUGAAAUGAAAUAUAAAACUAAAAUAUAUACUAUUUAGCGAAAAACCAAUUUAAGAAUGAGAAACUAGCAUACAUAUUAAAAAACCAUUAAAAUGCUAUGUAUUAUUGUUGUUGUAUAUAACUAUUUAUUAUAUAUUAUAUGAAUAUGUAUUACAUAAAAACAGACACAACGCAACGGAAAUAGGUAUCUGGAUAAAUAAAUUGCAACCAAAAAAAAACAUGUGAACUUGAUUUCGGUGGUGUAUGAUAUCAAAUUAGAUCUUGAAGACGGUUUUUCGAAACCAUCCUCUCCCGAUGAGGGGAAAAAAAUAGAAAACCCAGUCAGAUAUUCGUCAUGCGCUAUUUCCGCAAAUUCAUCGAAUAGGCAAUACAUUUAUCCGGAAUCAAUUUCUUUAAGAGCAAAAAAAACAUAUAGUAAA